Harpegnathos saltator (Jerdon's jumping ant) is the source of this 1027-nucleotide messenger RNA. RefSeq names its product Vitamin-K epoxide reductase (gene Vkor). Gene Ontology annotation, molecular function: vitamin-K-epoxide reductase (warfarin-sensitive) activity. The record is from RefSeq and is a predicted model, not a curated record. Bases 267 to 776 code for a protein of 169 amino acids. NCBI's taxonomy places the organism in Eukaryota, Metazoa, Arthropoda, Insecta, Hymenoptera, Formicidae. Gene Ontology annotation, biological process: peptidyl-glutamic acid carboxylation; vitamin K metabolic process. The transcript is spliced from 3 exons.
UGAUUGAUCAGACAGCAGUUUGUGCAAGUGACGUCUCACAAUAUCCCAAUUAUCGAUCCCUACUAUAGCGCCCAUAGCACAAAUGUUUAUCGAAGCACACAACUUCGCAUGACGUCAUCAUCAUUAGGGUAGUGAGUUGAGAUUCGACGGCUGUUCGCGCUUAACAUCACUUUGGUCGAGCAGUCAGCGAACGUGCGUCGUAGCAGCAACUACCCUUCAUCGAUCCGUAACGUUCAUUGCGGCGGCAGCUGCAAUCUGUAUUUACGAUGCAGACCACCGCGAACCCGGCGUUAGACAAGAUUAAUAGGCGACUCGUGACAUUGUGCGUGAUCGGCCUGGCAUUGUCGGUUUACAUCUACAUUGUGGGAUACAACAAGAAACAAGACCCGUCUUACAAGGCAUUAUGCGACAUCUCAGAAACUAUCAGCUGUACCGAUGUGUUAAGUUCCGAGUACAGUAAAGGAUUCGGAAUCAUUCCAAAGAGCUGUUUCCUCCGACUGUACGAAGUCCCAAAUUUCGUAUUCGGCAUAAUAUUCUUCACUGUGACAUUAAUUAUAUCUUUGAAGAAUAGCUACGCCUCUUCCGUGGCUCUCCUCGUUCUUGGAAUAAUUUCUAUCCUCAGCUCGGUGUAUCUGGCUUUUAUAUUAUAUAAAUUGGAAAAGAUAUGCAUAGUGUGCGUAAGUACAUACGUUGUGUGUACGUUGCUGAUGUAUCACAGCCUGAAGAAGUUCCGGAUAGUGUCCGCCAAUAUGGCGCAUCAGCAGAAAACGAAGUGAACGCGGCAGGUUCGAUUACGUUCGACUUUCACGAUCGAGCUAAACAAAUUACUUUUUACCAUUUUAUACUUUUAUUCGCGAGAAGAUUUCCAUGCGCUGACGCAUUGAAAAAUGUGUGUAUGUAUAUAUACAUAUAAUUUUUUUUAGUGUCACGGGUAAAUAACAAAAUACGAUACAGAGAUGUAAUUUAAUCAUGUUAUCACGGACUAACAUAACGAGAACAUAAAUAAUAACGUCACAUCCAAACUGGA